Messenger RNA from Prorocentrum cordatum, 687 nucleotides. NCBI's taxonomy places the organism in Eukaryota, Dinophyceae, Prorocentrales, Prorocentraceae. The record is from the annotation of a GenBank genome assembly.
AUGGGACCAACUGGGCCAUCGCCGAGGGCAUCUCUUGGGCCAACACUGCAGUGCUCCUGGAGGCCCGCUUCGCUUACACUGGGCACCAUUGGAGCCGUACGUUCUGCGGGGCUCGGCGGCCUUGUUCUCUCGGAGGUCCUCCGACGGCUGCCUGAAGGCCUGGCUCGUUCUACUUACCACGCCGCUGGCCGCGUCAAUGCGGGCAAUGACUUUGUCGCCGCCGAGUGCGCCAGCAACUUUUUGUCAUGUGAGCGGCCGCCCGCUCAUUCGGGCGCAGCUUGUCACUCAAGGGCGCAACGCCCAAUAUUCAUCCAGCUAGAGCUUGCCGGACGUUCUGGUGCGCAUCCCGGGGAGGGCGCCCGUCUGAUGUUCUGCCUGCGGCGGCCGACGGAGAGCCUCACGUUGUCGAGGGACGUGCUCCCCGGCCUGGGCCCGACUGUAUGGCGGCACGCGGCGCGGGCCAGAAGCGCCGUCGAGCCGCCCCCUUCGGGCAGGCGCCCGACGGCGGAAGCCUCCGCUCACGGUCCGCGCCUCGCCCUCCCAGGAGCACGGGGGGAGGAGUGGAGUGAGGGGCGCAGAUUCUCUUCAGAAUUCGAUGGCCCUGCCGCAGGCACGGUGGCGGAUCUCGUCCACACGCCCGCCUCGUCAGACGUGGGAGGACGUUCGCGCGGCGAUGGUCUGGCGUGA